GGGCGUAGUCACUAUGAACGGACAUCCCUAAUGAAGCUCCACUUUGGCUACCCCGCAACAUGAACUGAAUCUACCCGGGAGAGACCGAGGAAGAUGGCGGCGACUGACCGUUCCCGGUCCGAAGCUGCAAAGCAGCGACGGCAGGAUCAGUUACAGCGAUGGCUGGGCUCGGAAACCGACCAGACAGGACCAGGACCGGGUACGCGGGAUGUGUCGACCGGAACAGGGUCGCGGCGGGCCCGGGUUCGGUUCGCUCAGGGAGCCGUGUUUAUGGCAGCCUGUUCGGCUGGGGACCGAGAGGAGGUGGCGUUGCUCUUACGGCAGGGUGCUAACAUCAACCAUGCUAAUAUAGACGGACUGACGGCGCUUCAUCAGGCAUGUAUCGAUGAGAAUGCAGAGAUGGUGCAGUUCUUGGUGGAGAGCGGGAGUGACGUAAACCGUGGGGACAAUGAGGGGUGGACUCCCCUUCACGCUGCAGCCUCCUGUGGGUUCAUCCAGAUCACCAAGUACCUGAUUGAGCAUGGGGCACGUGUGGGGGCGGUGAACAGUGAAGGAGAAUUACCCCUGGAUGUGGCCACUGAGGACGCCAUGGAGAGACUGCUGAAGGCAGAGAUCAAGAAGCAGGGCAUAGAUGUGGACAUGGCGAGGAGAGAAGAGGAGCGUGUGAUGCUGGCAGAUGCCAAUGCGGUGCUGGCCGGGAGUGGCACCCUGGCACCGCACCCCAACACCAAGGCCACGGCGCUGCAUGUGGCAGCCGCCAAAGGCUACAUCGAGGUCAUGAAAGUGCUGCUGAAGUGUGGUCUGGAUGUGGACAGCAGGGAUGUGGACGGCUGGACCCCCCUGCACGCUGCAGCUCAUUGGGGCCAGGAGGAGGUGUGCUCCCUGCUGGCUGACAGUAUGUGUGACAUGGCUGCACUCAACAACGUGGGCCAGACCCCCUUGGAAGUAGCAGAUGAUGCCCUGGUGGAAACUCUGGAGGAGCUGACCAAGAAACAGAACACUCUACGCUCGGAGAAAGCCAAGUUGUCUCAUCCUACAGUCAUCGAGACCAGCCCUCCCCUCAACACGGCUCCGGUUCGACCACGCAGGACCUCAAUUUCUCGUAUGAGCAGCCGAGAAAAGAUCUGCCUCCACGAGCGAGAGAAGCAUCCUCCCCCGGCCCUGACCAGCAGCCCCCCAGAGGAGGAGGAGGAGGAGGGAGGUCAGAGCGGGGGUCAGAGCGGGGGUCAGACGGAGACUCAGGACCAGGCCAAAGCCUCCAGCAGCUCCAGUUCGGAAGAGGAAGAAGACGAGUCCGAGAGCGAUGCUGAAUCAGAGAAAGCCAAAAACCGAGAGAUAAUAAACAACUUGAACAACAAACGCAACAGCUCCGCCCCUCAUGCUACCUCCAUGGCAACCAACCCUUCAGGAAACACGGUCAAAAAGGACCUGGGCAAGCCCCCAGUCCCCGAGGUGCCCCCAGUCGCCACUGGUACGGCCCCUGGCUCCUGGAGGACCUCUCUACGCAAGGCAGGCAGCUCCGUGACCCUCUGUCCCUCAGGGGGCACUGACCCCAGCCAGGAGCCCACUCGUGGGGUGUCAGAGUCUGGCCUGGGGAUGACCCGCUCGGCAUCCAGUCCACGCCUCAGCUCUGAUAACGCUACGGAGACCAAGGAACCCAGGACUGCCUGGGUCAACCCCACUCCAACCAGACGUCUCUUCAGUGUCCCAGACAGCCACCCAGACACCACUAGCAGCUGGCUGAGUCGUAGUUCCUCUUACACCCGACGCCUCAAUAGCACAGGAAGUGAUUUCAGUAGCUCCACCCCCUCCUUGCCUCGCAGCUCAUCUUAUGGACGCAGACUGGAUGACCCCACGGUGACCUCGACAACAGGAACAGGAAGUAGCUCCUCCGCUGGACUCAAUCGACUAAACAUUCUGGUGGCACAGAGGCAGGCUCAGGAGCAGGCGGAGAAGAAGGAGCAGGGUUCUGUCACCAGCACCUCCAACUCUGUCACACCAACGACAGGAAGCAGUGGCAGUGACCUGGAGACCAAGCAGAGGCGCAAGUCCUACUUGACGCCGGUGCGUGAUGAGGAAGCUGAGGCCCAGAGGAAAGCUCGUUCCCGGCACGCCAGGCAGUCACGCCGAUCCACUCAGGGGGUGACGCUGACAGACCUUCAGGAAGCGGAGAAGACCAUGAAGACGGCACAGACGGACAAAGGUAGAGAAAAGACCAAAAAGGAGGAGGAGGAGAAGGAGGCAAACAAGAAGAAGGCUGAAGAGGGGGAGGUCAGCUGGAGGUCACGUAUUGCCAGCCUGCAGAAAUCUGACCUUUUGGGGUUGACUCAGCCUGCCGGUGCCCCCCGCCCCUUGACCUCCAGCCAGGAGAGCAGUGCAGGAGGGGAGAGUGAGAGUGACCGCGUGACCAGGGAGAGCAGGGAGCGUCGAAGAGCCCGGGCCAGGCGGAGAGCCCAGAGGGCUGGGGAGAGUGACGACAAUGACCCCAGUGGCGAGGAGGAGGUCGGAGGUAAUGGGCAGGAUCCUCGACACUCCGGCUCCAGGUCGGAUGUGUCUUGUAAUGACUAUCUGGACAGAGGAGGAGGCUCGGAAACAAAGGACUACAAGAAGUUGUUUGAGGAGGUGUCCAGAGAGAACGGUCAGCUCCAGUCUCAACUUCUGGACACCCAGAGAACCGUCUCUCAAACCAGACUAGACCUGGACAAGGCUACGCAGAGGCAGGAGAGGUUCAGUGACUGCUCAGCCAUGCUAGAGCUGGAGAAGAAGGAGCGGAGGAUGUUGGAGCACCGUGUGGCUGAGCUGGAGGAGGAGUUAAAGGUGCUGGGUGACCUGAGAGCAGACAACCAGCGGCUGAAGGAUGAGAAUGGAGCGCUGAUCAGAGUCAUCAGCAAGCUCUCUAAAUAGAUGGAGAGAACGCCACCGGGGACGCUUCCUCCCCCCUCCCCCCCCACCUCACAUUCCUCCCAGUGCCAAAGAGUGAGAGAGAGAGAGAGAAUGCAAGGAGAAGAACAAGACGGAAGAAAGAAGCAUGAGAAUGUUGUACUGUAAACUGAACCAUAGAUUAACUGGACUGUGCUGCCAGUGCUUCCUGAGUCGCAGAGGGCUGGUGGUGUUUAUGCCCACUCCGAGGACAGGACUGUAUCUAUGGCACGCAGCCAUGACAACUGUGGUCAUGUCAACGGCUCGCACAGCAGAUAUGAGACAACAGCCAAAUGCCCAUGGAUUGUGGAUUCAAACACAGUAUAGACAAUGUGCACCCAAGGUGAAACACUUAUUGCACACACUCACACACAUUCCUUCUUUGGGACACACACUCACACACAUUCCUUCUUUGGGACACACACUCACACACAUUCCUUCUUUGGGACACACACACACGUUAGUGCACACACUCUCGUUCCAUUCGACCAGUCCUAGGCAAUGUUUUUGUUUACUCACAGAAGCCACUCCACUGUUUUCAUGACGGAUCUAUAGAUCUAUAGAUCACAUCCAUCCCGACCUCUGACCGACCUCUUCAUACUAUAGAUCACAUCCAUCCCGACCUCUGACCGACCUCUUCAUACUAUAGAUCACAUCCAUCCUGACCUCUGACCGACCUCUUCAUACUAUAGAUCACAUCCAUCCCUCCCUCUGACCGACCUCUUCAUACUAUAGAUCACAUCCAUCCCUCCCUCUGACCAACCUCUUCAUACUAUAGAUCACAUCCAUCCCGACCUCUGACCGACCUCUUCAUACUAUAGAUCACAUCCAUCCCUCCCUCUGACCGACCUCUUCAUACUAUAGAUCACAUCCAUCCCGACCUCUGACCGACCUCUUCAUACUAUAGAUCACAUCCAUCCCUCCCCACUUUAAUUAAAUCAAGGCUUUUCCUGAAGAGUUAGGAAUUUUUUCUCCAAAAUAGAUUAAACCCAAACCACGUUUGUGAUGAUCAGUGUUGCCUCCAUAAAACCAUAAAGGUUUCUUGGCUGAAUAAAUGCUUUAAGAAAUAUAAAAUACCUACACCGAUUACAGGAACAUUAUAGUAACUUUAUGGUGAAUUUACAGUAAAAAUACGGUACCACUAUGAUAACUUCACAGGGACUUUAUGGUAAAUUUACAGUAACGUAUGAGUAUCUACACAUUAAUAGAAUUUGCCUGUGUUCAGUUCAACCUGAGAAGAACGUCUGAAAUCAGAUAUGAGCCUUGUAAUCUGGUCUUGUAAUCUGGUUUUGUAAUCUGGUUUUGCCCUUCCACUGCACAUGUGUGUUUUUUGAUCUCACCCACCCCCAGGCACACCCCCCCACAGCAUCAUCCACCACACACACACACACACACACUCACACACACACCGUAGUCUUCUGAAUGACCAUGGCAGUUUGCUUGGCACCCUCCAGGUGAAGAGAGAAACCAUUUGAGGCAUCACCCCCGUCCUGUGUCAUACUACACGGAACAGCUUUGUCUCUUCGACAAACCUUCAUCCCAAUUAUCUGCCCUUUCCUCUUAAGUCCUAAGGCUUUGGAUAGGUCCAGGCGUGUGCUAGAUCAGUGAUCCAACUCCGGUCCUGGAUGGCUGAAACACUUUUCAUGCAAUCUUUCUAAUCCGUGGCUAAUUCAAGACUGGGACACCAGGUGAGUGCUAGUAACUACCAGGUAGAAAAACGUGUUUACGGCCUUCCAGAACUGGGCUGGAGGGAGCCCUCCCAUUUGCUGUAGUAGUAUUGACACUAUAACAGGGCUGUUCUUGGGGAGCUAACGUCCUGGAGGGUUUCUCACUAACCUUCAUUUUGCACACAUGAUUCUAAUAGCGAGCUGAUUUUAAAAAGUCAGGUUAUUCACAACUGGGGUUCGCGAGGAAACGUAAGGGAUGGCAGAUCUCCAGGAACAGCAUUUAGCGGCCCCUGUUCUAUAGCAAUAAUUUCCUGCUGGAAACUCUUGCUUUUAUACCCAUAACAGGAAGUGAACCAGUACACAAUUUGAAGAAAGGGUGGAUUAUUGGGUCUGGAUUACUGAACUCUCCUUAGCUAGGAUGGUGUUUGAGAGAUGGAUGGAGGGGGCAGAAAGGAUAGAUGGAGGGGCAGAAAGGAUGGAUGGAGGGGCAGAAAGGAUGGAUCGGAGAGAGGUGUAUCACUGCAGAGCUGAGGGUCAAAGGUCAUUGCACAAUAUAGAGUUGCUGUUGUGUAAAAUCCUAAUAUGCUAUGCAUUGUUUUUAAUUAUUAUUAUUACCAUAGAUACCAUAAUAGGGUCUAAAAUAUAUAUUAUUUUCAUAUUUUUUCAUUUGUCUGAUGUCAAUCUCUCCCGCUUUGCCCGGGAGGCACUUUGUUACGUGUAUAUUAUAUUAAACAUUUGUAUAAAUAAAUAAUAUUAGUCUUGAAAGAAUAAUAACCUUCAGGAAUGAAUUCCAUAUAGUCUUUCCUCCACCUCUUGGUUUUAUAAUAUAUUAAAUGGAUGACAGCACCUAAUACACAA
Messenger RNA from Esox lucius (northern pike), 5444 nucleotides. Its product is annotated as protein phosphatase 1 regulatory subunit 12A. The record is from RefSeq and is a predicted model, not a curated record. The transcript has 23 exons. Gene Ontology annotation, molecular function: protein kinase binding; enzyme inhibitor activity; phosphatase regulator activity. The coding region runs from base 94 to 2904 and encodes 936 amino acids. NCBI's taxonomy places the organism in Eukaryota, Metazoa, Chordata, Actinopteri, Esociformes, Esocidae. Gene Ontology annotation, cellular component: A band; Z disc; cytoplasm. Gene Ontology annotation, biological process: signal transduction.